Molecule: messenger RNA, 1089 nt
Organism: Lactuca saligna
Lineage: Eukaryota; Viridiplantae; Streptophyta; Magnoliopsida; Asterales; Asteraceae
Source: the annotation of a GenBank genome assembly
AUGGCUCCAAAGCUCAAUGAUGAUAAUUCCCUCUUCAACUUCGUCGUGAAGGAAGGCAAUGGUAUCAAAGGGCUGGUGGAUUCUGGGCUCACAGAGGUACCAAGUCUGUACAUCCAACCACCCCACCUGCGAAUAGACAAGCAACAAACAGCAUCAUCACCUGAAAUGAUGACCAUUGAUCUAUCAGAGCUCGAUGGUCCUAACCAUGCUCAAGUGGCAAAGACCAUCGCCCAUGCUGCUGAAACUCUAGGGUUCUUUCAGGUUGUGAGCCAUGGUCUACCGUUGGAGCUUCUGGAGUCGCUUAAAGCUGCAGCACAUCAGUUUUUCGGGCAACCAGCUGAAAAGAAGGCAGCGUAUCUUCAGGGAGUGAGCCCUACACCAGGGGUCAAGUAUGGGACGAGCUUUCUUCCGGAGAUAGAUGAGGUUUUGCGGUGGAGAGACUUUCUAAGAAUGACAUACACCAAUGACGCUGAUGCCCUUGAGUUUUGGCCUAAUGAAUGCAAAGAAGUAGCGCUGGAGUACAUAAAAUCUUCAACGGAGAUGGUGAAAAGGCUAUUACAUGCACUAAUCGCAGUCCUGGGUGUGAAACUUGAUGAUUCAAGUCUUGAUACACUUAUAGGUUCAAGAGCAGUCAUCAUGAACUUCUACCCGACCUGUCCAAAUCCCGAGCUAACCGUAGGCGUAAAGAGGCACUCUGAUAUUGGCAUGCUAACAGUGCUUCUACAAGAUGACGUUGGUGGACUAUACGUGAAAAAAGGUGAAAUAUUGUCACCAGGAAAUGAAGAAUGGAUCGAGGUUCCACCCAUCCAUGGUGCUCUCGUUAUCAACGUUGGCGAUAUGUUACAGAUUUUUAGCAACGGGAAGUACAAAAGUGCAGAACACAUAGUGCGAACCACAAGCACUGCAUCAAGAGUGUCCGUCCCGAUAUUCUACGCGCCACUUCCCAUGGCAAAAAUAGGACCCUUGCCCGCGCUAGUGGCUCGUGAUGAGGUGGCUCGAUAUAGGGAUCUCAUAUUCGAAGAGUACAGCAACUAUUACUUUGGGACAGCUCAUGAAGAUAAGAACACCCUUGAUUUUGCUUCUACUUGA